Thelazia callipaeda (thelaziosis nematode) is the source of this 1323-nucleotide messenger RNA. NCBI's taxonomy places the organism in Eukaryota, Metazoa, Nematoda, Chromadorea, Rhabditida, Thelaziidae. The record is from the annotation of a GenBank genome assembly.
AUGACUACAGAAACGGAACAGACACUAGUAGUGGGAGACAAGAAAAGUUUGGUUUUAAAUAGUGAAAGCGAUAAUGGUCCAAAGGAAGCCAAUGGUGAUACUUCUGAGGAUGCACAAAAUGUUAAGCAUUUGUCAAAUAAUGCCUGUCAGCUAUCCGAAAUUGAGCAAAAAAUAAUUGAACAAGUUGAGUAUUAUUUUGGUGACAUGAACUUGCCCAGAGAUCGAUUUUUACAAGAAGAACGUAAAAAAGAAGAUGGAUGGGUGCCACUGACGACAAUGUUAAAAUUCAAACGUUUGGCGCAAUUAUCUACCGAUCCCAAUCAAAUCGCUGGAGCAUUGAAGCAUUCUAAAUUGAUGGAGGUUUCGGAAGAUCUCACUAAAAUACGACGUGAUCCGGAAGCUGCAGUACCACAAAAUACACUGGAGCAUUGGCAAACUGUGAAAAAACGUACAGUGUACAUCAAAGGUUUUAGUCAAGAUGCUAAACUGGAUGAAAUUUUAACUUUUGUUAAAAAAUUUGGCCCUGUCGAAAAUGUUUUAAUGCGUCGUGAGAGAUCUGAACAACGAAGAUUCAAAGGUUCCGUGUUCGUCACUUACAGACAUGAAAAAAUAGCUGAAGAUUUUGUCAAUAACGACACGAAACAGCAUGAAGGAAACGAUCUCAUAAAAAUGAUGCAAAAUGAUUAUUGGGCGAACAAACAAAAAGAAAUGAAGGAAAAACGACUUGCUGCCCGCGCCCUUAAGCAAGCUAAAAAGAAAGCUAUGGAAGAGGAGUCGAAGAGGAAAAACCGAGAUAUAGUUCAUUUUGUCAAAGGAUUAGUGUUGUCAGUGGAAAAUAUUCCAAAGAACGAUUGCGAUCUAUCGAAAAUUAAAGAAUUUUUCAAGCAGUUUGGUGAUGUGCAGUAUGUUGUGUAUGAGAAGGGUGAUGAAAAAGCUCAAAUUCGUUUUCGCGGGGAAGAAAAUGGUGCAGAUAUUGCAUGGAAAGCAGCUAUAGAGAAAGGGGAAGAUGGAAAAGUGAUUUUUGAUGGAAAUGAGUUGGAAGGAAGAGUACUUGAUGGUGAAGAAGAAGAAGAAUAUUGGAACAAUUUCAGCAAAAAAAAGGCUGAUAAACAAGCACGAAUAGUAAAGAAUAGGCGUGAAGGCAGAGGAAGAAAAAAUCGUGGUCGAGGGCGUGGUGAGCAGUGUGAUGAUAACAAGAAAGGUGAAAAGAGACCAGUUGACGAAAGCAUAGACGAGACACCCAAGAAAAAGUUGAAGACGGAGGUCUCGGCAGAAGAAGUGCUGAAAAAAGCAACAAAAACGGUAUUUGCGGAUUCGGACUGA